Erigeron canadensis is the source of this 1131-nucleotide messenger RNA. RefSeq names its product F-box/kelch-repeat protein At1g16250-like. The transcript has a single exon. Bases 1 to 1131 code for a protein of 376 amino acids. The record is from RefSeq and is a predicted model, not a curated record. Gene Ontology annotation, molecular function: protein binding. Lineage: Eukaryota; Viridiplantae; Streptophyta; Magnoliopsida; Asterales; Asteraceae.
AUGGGCUCCUUACCUUCAUCUUCUCGGCUAUCACGUCGACAAGAUGAAGAUUCACCCCAAUAUCGUGUUUAUGCCUCGUUUUCAGCCAAGAGGGCAUCCCCCGGUGUCAACAUCUCUAACUGGAUCGAGUGCUAUAACCCGUUAACCAAUGAAUGGCGUCGAGUUACCUCGAUACCAGGAUUGGUCGAGAACCAUAUCAUGAAAGGCUUUGCAAUGGUCAUUGUGGAAGAUUUCAUAUACGUCAUUGGUGGUCUUCUUUGCUAUAAGGAUAUACUGAUCGAAGGUGGUCAUGACAACUCUUCUGACGGUCCAAGUGAAAUCGACCAAGAAGUCACUCAGUCUGUACUACGUUAUAGUAUUAGAGACGAAACUUGGUUAAAAUGCUCAUCACUUAAUGUUCCACGGUUUGACUUUGCUUGUUCGGUUCAUGGAAGCAAGAUUUACGUCUCGGGAGGAAAAAGUAAACCAAAUAGUGUGAGAGGUGUGUCUUCAAGUGAAAUCUAUGAUCCGGCUCUAGACGAAUGGAAGUUAUUACCAAACAUGAGCACAUCAAGAUAUAAAUGUGUCGGUGUUACGUGGCAAGACAGGAUUUACGUUGUUGGAGGUUUUGCUGAAUAUGAAUGUGAAACUAAUGACAAUAAUCACGGACCAUUUAGUAUGGCAAGAAGCUCGGCUGAAGUUUUCGAUACAGUUAAUAACAAAUGGGACUUUCUCCCACGUAUGUGGGAUCUUGACAUCCCGCCUAAUCAAAUUGUGGAUGUUGGAGGAAAACUUUUUAGUUCGGGAGAUUGUUACAAGAAAUGGAAAGGAUUUAUUGAAAAAUUCGAUCGAGAGCUUAAUAUGUGGAAUGUGGUCGAUGGAUCAUCUUUAUCGUCUCCAACAUCUAUGUUGGAUGUAACAUCUCCCAAGAGGCCGUUAAUGGAACAAUUGUAUCUUACGAUAGCGCCUAUUGGGACAUCAUUGUACUUUUUGGCUGGCUAUCGAAUGAAUGGCGAAGAAACAUCAAAUUUCAGAUCAGAAGUGCAUGUUUUUAAGACAUAUGAAGGUGUGUGGACAAGUUUCGAACCAAUGCUGGAAGAUGUCGAGAAAGAGCUAUCUUGUCAUUGCGCAGUCUACAAAGGGCGUAUCUGA